UGUGGAACCUACUAUGAGUUAUUGGCUAAUUCAGGAGCUUUUGCGGAAUUCCUACAAACGUACACAUCAGAAAAUCAUUCAGUUAAUUCGUCAGGUAACUGUUUUGUUUUGUUGGGAUACUGCUGUUUUUAGAACGCAAAGAAUAAUCUCUUACUUUCUACUGCUUCCAGCAGAUUCUGAAUGGUCUUUAAAAAGAAGUGUUUCUAGGACAAGCACAACCGAUGUUAAAGAAAUCAAGGAUAUUGACGAUGAAGAGGACGAUGAAACGGGAAAGAUUAUUAACAAGGAGAGAUCAGAGACUGGGAGGGUAAGGCUCUUUAUAUAUGGA
This is a messenger RNA of Porites evermanni, 328 nucleotides long. NCBI's taxonomy places the organism in Eukaryota, Metazoa, Cnidaria, Anthozoa, Scleractinia, Poritidae. The record is from the annotation of a GenBank genome assembly.